GUCCAUCUGGUUGCCGAGGUUUGCUUGUUGUGUUCUUUCGUAUUCGCCCCCACUUCGGUACGGUGGGCUUUGGGUGGUCGCUUCCGAAAGUUCACACGUACUGCACGUGCCAAUGUCAACGAAGAAUACUUAGAGUAGUGAUAGUUUCUUAGUGAUAGUGAUAUUUAUUUUCCCGCCUUCGGAUUCAAGUUCAGUGCAGCGAAGUGAAGAAAAAAAAAACAAGACAAAAAUAAAAGUGACGUCGACGGCAGUGACUUGAGUACCAAACAAGCACACACAGUGCACGAACCUUGGGCCAACUCCGUUGGCUGACGACAAAACGGUUGUGGCCGGUUUGGUGUUUGCUGUUUACCUUUGAUUUUUUUGGGGGUCAUCCGAGCUCCGCGGAACGAAACGCGCUCGGGUGUAUCGGACAGCGGAGACCACACACACGCUCAAAGACGGUGACAACACGUGCCUGCAAUACAUGACAAGAUGUUGAUAACGGGCAGCGAGACGAGCGUAGCGACGAUCGACGAUGGAGGGACGAUGUGGGCCAGACAGCAGCACGCCGUUUCGGUGCGGCAUGCCUUCAAACAGUACGGAACCAAGAAAAAACCAAACAUGGUUCUAUCGAACCUGAACAUGACAGUCGCCAAAGGAACGAUCUACGGACUACUGGGAGCAUCCGGAUGCGGCAAAACGACACUUCUGUCGUGCAUAGUCGGACGAAAGCGGCUCAACUCCGGAGAAAUUUGGGUGCUGGGUGGCAAACCAGGAACGAAAGGAUCGGGCGUACCGGGCAAACGCGUCGGCUACAUGCCCCAGGAGAUAGCUUUAUACGGGGAGUUUUCGAUCCGGGAGACCAUGAUGUACUUCGGCUGGAUCUUCGGCAUGCAGACGUCGGAAAUUUCCGACCGGUUGCGGUUUUUGCUCAACUUCCUGGACCUGCCGUCCGAGUCGCGACUGGUGAAGAACUUGAGUGGUGGCCAGCAGAGGCGAGUCUCGUUCGCGGUGGCUUUGAUGCACGACCCCGAGCUGCUGAUCCUGGACGAACCAACCGUCGGCGUCGAUCCAUUACUUAGGCAAAGUAUAUGGAAUCAUCUAGUGCACAUUACCAAGGCUGGCCAGAAGACGGUCAUCAUUACGACACACUACAUCGAGGAGGCCCGGCAGGCGCACACGAUCGGUCUGAUGCGAUCGGGGCGGCUGCUAGCGGAAGAGUCGCCGGCUUGUCUGCUGUCCAUGUACCGUUGCAGUAGUCUGGAGGAUGUCUUUCUGAAGCUAUCCCGCAAGCAAGGACAAACGAACGUAGCACCUGCUGAACUAAAUAUUAGCAAUAACAUCUCGCUGUCGGCGCUGGCGUUCGGUAAGGCCAAGGACAAUCCAGUAUACGUGAGUCAGGAAAGCGGCGUCGUAGGACUGAACUUUCAUCAAAGUAAGGAGGUACUCAUAAGCGACAGUAAUGGAUCGACGUACGCUAUUAACGGUAUGAACGGAGCUCCACCGGGAGCGAUCAGUGAAGCAGUAGAGUGUGACGACUGUGCAGACUGCACCGAUUGUACGAAUGUAAGUUGCUUCUUCAUUUUCAAAUCAAACUUCCAUUCUAUUGCGCGAUUUUUCCAGUUAACAACGCAAGGCAAACUGCGGGCACUGCUGGUGAAGAACUUUCUGCGAAUGUGGCGAAACGUCGGUGUUAUGCUGUUCAUUUUUGCACUGCCAGUCAUGCAGGUAAUCCUGUUUUGUUUGGCCAUCGGAAGGGAUCCAACCAACUUGAACAUCGCAAUCGUCAACGGAGAAAUGAAUACGUCCAGCAAUGGGGAAUGCUAUUUCGAUGCCGGCUGUAGUUUCACCAAUCUUAGUUGUCGAUAUUUGAACCAUUUGAAUACGACAAUAUCGAAAAUUUACUAUCCGGAUCUGGAUUCGGCCGUCGAUGCCGUACGGCAGGGAAAUGCGUGGGGGGCACUGUACUUCACGGACAACUUUACCGACGCACUGGUGGCCCGAAUUGCACUUGGGCGAGAUGCUGAUGACGAAACUUUGGACCAAUCGGAGAUUCGCGUUUGGCUUGACAUGUCAAACCAGCAGAUCGGAAUAAUGCUUAACCGGGACUUGCAGGUGGCGUAUCGGGAGUUUGCUCAAGAGCUGCUGCGAGUGUGCGACAACAAUCCGAAGCUGGGUGAUGUUCCGAUUCAGUUCAAGCAGCCUAUCUACGGAACCAAUGAUCCUUCGUUUACCGAUUUCGUAGCGCCGGGAGUUAUCUUGACAAUUGUAUUUUUCCUGGCCGUCGCGUUGACCUCGUCGGUGUUGAUUAUUGAAAGAACCGAGGGCAUGCUGGACCGAUCGUGGGUCGCUGGUGUAACACCGGGUGAGAUCUUGUUCUCACACGUUAUCACGCAGUUUGUGGUGAUGUGCGGACAGACGGCAUUGGUUCUUAUCUUCAUGAUUGUGGUCUUCGGCGUUACCAACAAUGGCGAAAUCGUGUGGAUAGUUUUGCUGACCAUUUUGCAAGGACUCUGCGGUAUGUGCUUUGGUUUUGUCAUCUCUGCAAUAUGCGAAUUGGAGCGGAAUGCCAUCCAGCUGGCGUUAGGUUCAUUCUAUCCCACACUUCUGCUGUCCGGUGUGAUCUGGCCCAUCGAAGGUAUGCCUCUGGUGCUGCGAUAUGUGUCUCUGUGUCUUCCGUUGACACUGGCCACCUCGUCGCUUCGCUCCAUUUUGACCCGCGGAUGGAGUAUAACGGACGAAGACGUCUAUCUAGGCUUCGCUUCCACGGUAGCCUGGAUCGUCGUCUUUCUGCUGGUGACACUGGUCGUACUUAAGUUAAAACGAGGCUAGGGCUCGUGCUGUAGGAUCGCUUGUAGUUACAUAGAAAUCAUUAAUUUAUAUGAGAGCGCAUACCAUCAUCGACUUUGUGUGAUUCACAAACAAAAAUCAACCGGUUUCCGUGCAUUUUGGGUGGAGAAAAAGCACGAAGACCGGGCAUGAAACCAUCCUGGGUCGAACUGAACGAGAAACACUUAACCAAUUCGUCAACUCGUGUUCCGAAAAGCGUUCACAGUUUCCUCCACUAACGAACAUUCAAAAGCAAACUAGAUUUCGCCUUCAAUUCGACCCCUCAGAAACUGUAAAGGCCCACACACACUGCAUACGGACUAAGGCCCGUAUGCAUUGUGUCUGGACCUGAACGAGAGGAGAGUAACAUCAACUUUAUCCUAAACCCCACCACGCUAUACCCAUUUCUUUGAGAGUCAAACCUCCUAUUGACGGUGUAAAAAAAAUACACAGCAAAAAAGACCCCCCGCUACUACUGCUGACAACAAUUUAACAUGGCUUUCCGCUUAGCGCAUCCUCGCAGCGGCAACCUUUUCGUUCACAUUUCGCCGAAGCAACUGAACGUAAGCAAUUUGCUCAAUUUUUUCUCUUAGUUAUCAUUUUCAAAUUAGUCAAAAGCAAAGCAAAGCAUCACGUAGAAACACAAACACACACACACGCAGCUAAAACCGAACUUCUGCUAGACUCCGGGCGAAAGCAAAAAAAACGUCGUCGCAGCGACGCAGACAAGAUAUUACCUAACGUCCGGAGGUCCCGGUUGGCCGCUCUGCGGCACCACCAAAAAAAAAGCAAAGCAAUAGUUUUCCGCGCAGAAGAAGUAAGCAAAACAAUUAUUGAACUGUGAUUAUACAUAUUUUUUCUUUUUUUUUAUAUAUACAUAUACGAGUAAUUUCUCUAAGAACUUUUGUUUAAUGUAUGCUAACAAAAAAGUUUAGGCGAGAGAGAUCCCCGUUUUUUUAAAAUAAUUUUAUUAGGGAAGAUGUAAACGCUAAUAGAGAAAAAAAGAAACAAGAGGAAACCAUAGACUUUAAUGAACGUAUCGAGAAAAACAAGUGUAGCGUCUGUCAUCUCGCUUUCUCAUCGGAAACUUCAUCCCCAUUUUGUGUGUAUGAUGUGUGUAAAAAAAAAAGAAACCGAGGAGACAAGGACAAACCAUUACCACUUUGGAAGUAAAAUAGAACGCAUAUGUAAUCUAGUUUUUAUUUGUGACGGGUUCAAGCAAGCAAAAUCGCAAACUACCAUUUCUACUAUCCACUCCGGGCAGCUCUUGCAUUUGUUUGAUGUUUCGCAUCUUUCAACGGACGGCACGGCGCUGUGCUGGCGGUUCGAAACUAACCUGAUAGGAAGUGACUUUAAACGGAGGCAUACACACACACAGCCUCCGUACCCUAACCGGAACAUCAAACCAGAAGAGUGACGGGAGUGUAAACAAACAACGGGAAACUUGUAA
Molecule: messenger RNA, 4261 nt
Organism: Sabethes cyaneus
Lineage: Eukaryota; Metazoa; Arthropoda; Insecta; Diptera; Culicidae
Gene: snu
Product: ABC transporter G family member 23
Exons: 11
Coding region: 475-2814 (779 amino acids)
Biological process (GO): transmembrane transport
Cellular component (GO): ATP-binding cassette (ABC) transporter complex; membrane
Molecular function (GO): ATP hydrolysis activity; ABC-type transporter activity; ATP binding
Source: RefSeq, a predicted model, not a curated record